This is a messenger RNA of Dromaius novaehollandiae (emu), 6859 nucleotides long. RefSeq names its product BCL6 corepressor (gene BCOR). The record is from RefSeq and is a predicted model, not a curated record. NCBI's taxonomy places the organism in Eukaryota, Metazoa, Chordata, Aves, Casuariiformes, Dromaiidae. Gene Ontology annotation, molecular function: transcription corepressor activity; protein binding. Bases 733 to 6030 code for a protein of 1765 amino acids. Gene Ontology annotation, biological process: negative regulation of transcription by RNA polymerase II. The transcript is spliced from 15 exons. Gene Ontology annotation, cellular component: nucleus.
GGAGGAGGAGGGAGAGAGGGAGGGGGGAUGCGAGGGGAGCGCAGCGUGCAGCAGACGGAGCCCGGUCUCCCAGCGGCAAGGUGAGGAAGAGCGGCUUUCCCGGCGGACUGAAGGGGGGGGCAGAGGAAGAAAAAGAGCGAGAGAGAGGAGGAGAAGAGGAGGAGGAGAAUUAAAUCCCCAGCCACACACACACAAAGCCGCGGCGGCCAGGGCACGGGAGACGGCGGCGCGGGCGAGAUGUGGGGAGCGCCGCGCUCGCCAGCACAGGAACUUCGCCCGGAGCAAGCCAGCAACAUGGCGCUGCCAAACCCGAGCCGGCAGCCGGAAUGAGCAUCGCGGGCUGCUGCUCCCGCGCCCGCCGCUGAGCCGAGCCGAGCCGCGCCGCGCCGAGCCGCGGAGCGCCGCGCAGCCCUCCCGCGGGCACCUGCCCCGUCGGCGGAGGCCGCGCUGCCGCGCUUCGCAGCUGCGCGCCCGCCCGCACCCUUCGCCGGCCUGCCCGCGCCGGGACAAGCCGCGGCACACGCACCCGCGGAGAGCAGGGGGAGGGAGACCAGGAAACUUUUCCCGCCCCCCCCCCCCCCCCGACGGGGCUGCCCUUCCGGGGAGAGCAGCAGGGCGAGCCGACUGACGGCGCCGGGACCCGCGGCGCGGACCGCGCACGCCGCAGCUCCGCGGCGGCGGCAGGAAGAAUAUAAAACCGUGAAGAAAAGCAGCGAUUUUUAAGAAGACGUCAUGCUUUCUGCAACUCCCCUGUAUGGCAACGUUCAUAGCUGGAUGAGCAAUGAAAGGGUCCGCAUGUGUGGAAUUAAUGAAGACAGGAAAAUUCCAGUUAAUGAUGGUGAUGCACCGAAAAGCAGACUGGAGUUGAGGGACGAAAAUCACCUGAAUCACAGUGUGGUGGAUGCCACUACAGCACAUCGCAUUGACAGUCUCGCGGCUCUGAGUAUGGACAGGUCUGGACUUAUGCGAGAAGGACUCAGAGUCCCCAGUAGUAUUGUCUAUUCCAGUUUAUGUGGACUUGGCUCGGAAAAAUCACGGGAUGCUACAAGUUCUAUAGCUGGUCUUGGAUUUACUCCUGAAAGAAAUCCAGAGAUACAGUUUAAAUCUAACCCCCCUGAAGCAGUAGAAAAUGCAGCUGUCUCUGGAAAAGCCCCAAAUGGCUUCAGCGCUAUAUACAAAACACCACCUGGAAUACAAAAAAACUCUGUCCCAACAGGAGAGACGCUAGGUUUGGACAGAACCGCGAGCGACAAGCAAAGUCCUCUCAGUGUCAAUGGUGCUAGUUACCUAAGGCUCCCCUGGGUAAAUCCGUAUAUGGAGGGUGCUACACCCACUAUAUAUCCUUUUCUUGACUCACCAAACAAGUAUUCGUUGAACAUGUACAAGGCAUUGCUACCUCAGCAGUCCACUUACAGCUUACCGCAACAUCUGGCUUACUCGCCCGUGUGUACGAACGGUGAACGUUUUUUAUACCUGCCCCCCUCCCAUUACGUUACCCCCCACAUCCCCUCGUCCCUCGCAUCGCCCAUGAGGAUCUCGGCCACUUCGGCGUCCCCGGCGAUCCCGCCCUUGGUGCACUGUCCGGACAAGAGCUUGUCGUGGAAGAUGGGAGUCAGUCCCGGCAGCCCUGUUGACGCGCACGCCUAUCCGCACAUCCAGAACAGCAAACAGUCCCGAGUCUCUGCUGCGAAGACGGCUCCGACAAACAUAACGACGGACCCCGCUCUCCUGCUGUCGCAUUCGCCCCGGCCGUCCCCCCGCGUCCCUCUGCCCGCGCAGGUCGGAGACGCCUAUGCUGAGUUUCACAAACACUUUCCCCGAAUUACCACAUCUCCCUCUUCGUCAGUGACGCUCCCAAAGCCAUACAUGAAUGUAAGUAACGAGUUCCCACCUUCGAGGCUGCCUAAUGGGAAGCUUCCCAAAACAAGUGACACUGGUGAAAUCCCGCAACAAGCUAUGCCGCACGUAAGGAAAGCCGGUCAUGACCGGAAAGACAGCAGGUCGCCCCCACUCCUAGAAAAGCAGACUCCAACCAAAGAUGUUACAGACAAACCACUAGACCUGUCGGCAAAAGUUGUCGAUGCAGAAACCACCAAAUCGGACCAUAUUAAAAAAAUGACACCAACCGUGUUGGUUCACAGCAGGGCUGGAGGCGGGUCGCUCAUACCUGGAAGCGAUGUUCAGAAAGAAACUCUUCCUCCUGGAAAUGGUUGUCCCAUCUAUAGACCUGAAAUAAUCAGCACGGCAUCAUCUUCCUGGAUUGUUCCUGGCCCAAGUCCCAGUGAGGAGAACGGAAAAAACGUGCAGCUGAAAAACAAAGCGUUAGACUGGGUAAUACCGCAACAGCGAAGUUCUUCUUGCCCCAGGAUGGGUGGCACGGAGGCAGUUGUCAGCAGUAGUUCAGGGUCUGUGACGACUGGGGGUCGGCCGGCGUCCGCAUCACCCGCUCCAAAUGCUAACGCGGAUUGCACUAAGACAACCAGGAAUUCUACGGAAAGCACCGCCUCUGUCAUACAGCAUAUAGGGCAGCCUGUGGCGGCAUCGGCAAAGCAUAACAAUAAAGUGACGAAAUCCUGUAGUCAGGAAGCUAAUUUCAAAGCAAAUGAGAAUGCCCUUGCAUCGAGUCCCAUAUUUUUGCCACCAAACGAGGCGUUUCGCUCUCCACCUUUGCCCUAUCCAAGAAGUUACCUCCCGUAUCCGGUUCCGGAGGGUCUAGCUAUAAGCCCUUUAUCCCUACAUGGAAAAGGACCUGUGUAUCCUCAUCCAGUUUUAUUGCCCAACGGUAGCCUCUUCCCUGGACACCUGGCUCCCAAACCUGGCCUCCCCUACAGCCUGCCAGCGGGACGGGGGGAGUUCAUGACCUACCAAGACGCGCUGGGGAUGGGGAUGGUGCAUCCCAUGUUGUUGCAGCAUUCGGCUUUGGAGAUGAACAAGGACGAGAAAUCAGAAAGGAGGUCGAGAUCUCACGAGAGGCUCCGCUACGAGGAUCCGGCUCUGAGAAGCAGGUUGCCAGAGCUCCUUGAACCCAGCGGGAAGAUGCAUUUCGAGGUACCCAACGACAAGAACGUGAAAUUGCACCAAAGCUCCAGCCACAGUAAAAACUCUGCCAAAAGUGACAAACACCUCUUCCCAGACCUUUUGCGAGAUGAGCAAGAUGCUAAAAGUGAAGCAAAUUUAACGAAAACCGGCUUCGCUACUGAAAGCAGUAAUCAGACUAAUGACCCUACAAAGCACAAGGUAGAGCAAGCGUCUCAGCACAGGGAUUUUAUUGUAAUGAGAGAGGAGUUUGGAAGAAAUAAUGAUCUUCACGAAACCUAUAAUUUUAAGCAAGCCCAGAGUUCAUCAGUGUUCAGCUUAAGGAAAGAAGAUUUAUCUGUAAGCCAAAAUAAAGAGAGAGUAACAGUUCAGCCUUCUUCUGUUUUCUUGGAAACUGCUCAUGAGAACGAUGGCCCAGCUAUGGCUUUUGGCAAAGUGCAGGAUGAUGCAAAACAAUUCUGUAUGGGAAAUACACAGUCGAGUAUUGAAACUAAUCAGACGUAUACCAAAGAUGGGACUGAUGAUGCAGAAUCUGCUGAUGGCAAAAUAUUGAAACCCAAGCCUUCUAAACUGGCAAAAAGAAUUGCAAACUCUGCUGGUUAUGUAGGUGAUCGAUUCAAGUGUGUCACAACCGAACUGUACGCAGAUUCCAGUCAGCUCAGCCGAGAGCAGCGGGCGUUACAGAUGGAAGGAUUACAAGAGGACAGUAUUUUAUGUCUACCUGCUGCUUACUGUGAGCGUGCAAUGAUGCGCUUCUCAGAGUUGGAGAUGAAAGAGAGAGAAGGCCAAACAGCUACCAAAGACUCAGAGGUCUGCAGAUUCAGCCAGGCAGACUGGGAAAACUUGAAAGGAAACAGUGAAAAGAAGCCAAAGUCUGUCGCUCUGGAAGAUGGCAUUGCUGACCAAAAUGACAAUGACAGAUGUAACUUUACUAGUACAGAAAACAACCAAGGUCACUUUCUUGAAACUCCAGAGGAAAAAGAUCUCUCAAAUGAGAAAUGUUAUUUAGAGAGACAUUCUAUAUAUGAAAAAGCGGAAGACCAGCCAACAGAAGAUAUUGGCCAACAUCCAUGUCCACGUCUGGACAGGAAGCGUAAACACUCUGGUGAGAGAGUGCAAAACGAUGGCAGCCAGCACGAAAACUUUAUGGAUGAACUGCAGGAUGAAGUUAUAUCAAAGGCAAAAAAGAAGAAGAUCUGCAAAGAUGACUGGCCUGAGAGGGAAAUGACAAACAAUUCCUCUAACCACUUAGAAGAGCCCAAUUGUAAUGAGGUGACCAACCUGAAGGUGUGCAUUGAAUUAACAGGGCUCCAUCCCAAAAAGCAGCGUCACCUGCAGCAUCUUAGGGAACUAUGGGAGCAGCAGGUGUCACCAGAGAGAUCCCCGUCCGGCAAGUUGGGCCGGCAAAGCAGGAAAGAUUUAGCUGAGGCUGUUCAGCCAGAGGCCACUGCAAAGGUCAAAGACUUCACAGAAGAAAGGCACACCAAGAAAAGGUCAGAGGCCAAAAGCAAUAGAAGUUGGUCUGAAGAGUCCCUCAAAACAAGUGACAAUGAACAAGGCUUGCCUGUAUUCCCAGUGUCUCCGCACAUGAAGAGCCUUUCAUCCACCAAUGCAAACAGCAAAAGGCAGGCUCAGCCAAGCUGUACUCCAGCCUCGAGGUUGGCUGCCAAACAGCAGAAAAUUAAAGAAAGCCGGAAGACAGAUGGGCUGUAUACAGAUGAAGAGGAGGAUUUCCAACCUGCAUCUCUGCUGCAGAAAUACACUGAGUGCGAGAAGCCAUCAGGGAAACGUCAGUGUAAAACAAAACACUUGGCACUGCAGGAGAGGAGAAGGAGGUCAUCUCUGACAGGGGAUGACACCACAGAUAUCGAAAAUGCUGAAGAUAAGGUCAUGGUAGUGCGGAAAGUCAGGAAGCGACCGGAGCCUACUUCGGACUGCGACUCCUCGCCAGCCAAGUUGUAUGAGCAGAAGCUGUACGAGCGCCUGCAGCAGACUCCCUCGUUGCUGCCUGUCCACCAGCCCGCGCUGCUGCCGCUGGCCAGCCCCCCUCCGGAGAGCACCCCCAGCCGCCCCAUGCCACCCGAAGCACGGAGACUCAUCGUCAAUAAGAACGCGGGGGAAACGCUCCUGCAAAGGGCAGCCCGCCUGGGGUAUGAGGAAGUGGUUCUGUAUUGUUUGGAAAACAAGGUCUGCGAUGUAAAUCAUCGUGACAACGCCGGUUAUUGUGCCCUGCACGAGGCCUGCGCCAGAGGCUGGCUGAGCAUCGUGCGACACCUCCUCGAGUACGGGGCUGACGUGAACUGCAGCGCGCAGGAUGGGACCAGACCAAUCCAUGAUGCAGUAGAAAACGACCAUUUAGAAAUUGUCCGCUUAUUGCUGUCCUAUGGUGCUGAUCCAACGCUUGCUACGUACUCUGGGAGAACCAUUGUGAAGAUGACCCACAGCGAGCUCAUGGAAACGUUUCUCACAGAGUAUUUAACUGACCUGCAAGGUCGAAGUGUUGAUGACCCUGGUGUGUACUGGGAUUUCUAUGGCAGCUCUGUGUGCGAUCCAAAAGAUGAAUCUGGAUUUGACAUCUUGGCAAAUCCUCCUGGCCCAAGUGAUGAAGACGACGACGGCUUUAGCGAUGUGUUUGAAUUUGAAUUUUCAGAUGAGCCUCCCUUGCCGUGUUACAACAUUCAAGUGUGUCUCUCUCAGGGACCACGAAACUGGCUUUUGCUCUCAGACGUGGUGAAGAGGCUAAAAAUGUCAUCUCGCAUCUUCCGUUGCAACUUCCCUAAUCUGGAAGUUGUCACAAUCACAGAGGCAGAGUUUUACAAACAGACUUCUCUAAGUCAGCUGUUCUCUUGUGCUAAGGACCUCGAAGCUUUCAACCCCGAAAGCAAAGAACUGUUGGACUUGGUAGAAUUUACAAGUGAACUCAAGACUUUGCUCGGCUCCUCGCUUCACUGGUUGCAUCCACAUGAGGACCCUCCCUUCGAUAUCCUUUGGUGAACCAUCAGGCCGUUUAAUGUACAGUACUAUAUACAGUUACUUCUUUAUGUAUAUGUGUUCAAACACGAUUGUUUCUGUAAAGAAAGGACACUAUUAAAUAUGAAAAUAUCUUUCCUUUAUAUAAGAGAUCUGAAUUCCAGUUGGAUGGAUUUUGGAAGAAUUUUUUUUUAACUUCAAUCAGUUUUUACAAAAUUGUUAUAUAAUGUUUCUUUAAAUGCACACAGGCUUUGGGAUAAGUUUGUUAUUACUUGGAACACAUUUUUUUUUUUUUUAAAGAACACACCCACACAUUGACUUUGUUUCAUACAAAGCACUGAUUACACAGAACAUACUUUUUAUAGGUGAUGUGAUCAAAGUCAUGUGGCUUGUUUGGGAGAUAGAAUUUGGUAAGGCACUUCGUGAUAUUAUUUUUGUUUUUUGUUUACAGAAUUACCUGCUUUGGCCAGGUAAGCACUAUUGAAUAUAAUUCAAUAGUUUGUAAUAUAAAUUAAACCAUAUCCAUAUGCAUCAACUAAUUGUAAGAACUUUUAUAUCCUAAUUUAAAAGCUGUGAAAUUUAGUUUUCACACAUCAAACCGGAUUGUUUAUAUAUGUUUAAACAUUUUAUGCUCUUUAUUUAAAGAAGACUUUGAACUAUUUUUUCUGUACCUUGUAAAAUAUUGAAAAACUAACAUAUGUUGAAGUUGCUUGAAACUGUACAUAAACUAAAUUUUCUGAAUUGUGUGUUUAUGUUUGAGAUCUGUGUUUUAACUUUGUAAGUAAAUCUCCUGCCUUUGUAUUUAUAUUUUACAAAAAUUUUCUUAAAGGCAAUAAAACUGUUGAGAAAUGAA